This is a messenger RNA of Carassius carassius (crucian carp), 1453 nucleotides long. RefSeq names its product sororin-like. The record is from RefSeq and is a predicted model, not a curated record. The transcript has 5 exons. NCBI's taxonomy places the organism in Eukaryota, Metazoa, Chordata, Actinopteri, Cypriniformes, Cyprinidae. The coding region runs from base 327 to 1115 and encodes 262 amino acids.
GUUGGUUUAGCUCCACCCCCUGCAUCCGCCAUCUCCUGUUCCUACAUGGGAAGGCGGGCGAAUUUGAAAGAAGAGUAUAUUCGUUUACGUCAAAAAACAUAGAAAUUUGUAUUAUUUGUUUUAUACAAUUCCACAGAACCGACCAUACAGCAGAUUGGACCGUGUAAGUAAAGCUAAGGCACAACAACUUUAGUAUAACGUUGCAUGCAUCGUUUUUGUUGUAAUCGUGGCAUUGUUCAUUUCUCGUGUGUCCGUCGUGUUGGCUAACGUUAACUGUCUAGCAACAGUUUGCCGUUUCUGGAUCUGUAACGUUAUUGUCUUGCAAGAUGAGCAACAAAACCACACGAUUACCGUCGAGGAAAAGCAGCGAUGAAAUCAGAGAUUCAAACGGAAAGAGUCCACCACGAAGGAGGUCCUGCAGGUUGUCUGCAAAUGAUGAAAGUCUGGCCUCUAAAGUUGUGGCUCCACCUGUGGCUGUGAAACGGUCAAUCACUGUUAGGAAAAUUGCACCCAGGAAAACUCAGGCCCUGUCUGACAAUAACAAGGAGAAUGUGGAAAGAUUAUCUGUAGUGCCGACAAAGCUGUCCAGAGUCUUGACAUCGUCCCCAGCUGUGGCAACAGUGCCCAAGACAGCUGUUCUCUCGCCCAUCCUGCCUCCUUCCUCUCCAUCUUCUCACCCCAAAGAAUCGGAGCAGGACCCCGUUUGGUCCCAAAAAGUGCGACGCUCCUACAGUCGCUUGAGUAUGGGGGAAAAGUCCUUUGAAAGCCCCAAAUCCUGUCAUGCACCUUCCACUUCUCCCAACAACCGAGAGACCCUGUUUGGUUUUGAGAGGCUUCAGACACCUGAGGUGAUGCGUAAAACUGAGGGAUCUAGAGUAGCUCCUCUGGGCUCUAUGUCCAUCUCACUGGGUUCUUUCAACAUGUCCGCUGCUGAUGACAGCACGUCAAACCCACCAGAAAUUGAUCAAAACAUCCCAGGUGUGUGCCUGGGGAAGAAGAAGACAACCAGGCGGAAGCGCGUACAACUGAUAAAGAUGUCAGAGUUGGACGUUCUUGCUGCAAAGAUGAAUGCUGAGUUUGAGGAAGCCGAAAGUUUUGAACUGGUUGUUGAAUGAAAUUUCUAAAGAGCCCCAUGCGCUCAGGACAUUUUCAGGACACGUCAUACCUUUCAGCUUAUUACUUUUAUUAUUGUUUAUUAUGCUUACUGCCCGCUGUUUCUUCCUGUUCACAAAAUCUUAACUUGGCAUGUUUAAAGAGAUCAAACAGUUUUGUUCUGAUAAUUUUUCAAAAUGCCACAAUCAUCAGUAAAUCUCUAAAUUACAAUGGUGAAAAACUUGUUGGUCUUUCUUUUUGGUUAUUUCAGUGUUUUUUGUUGUUUGUUGUUGUUUUUCAUAUUUGAUGAAUCCGUUUUGUUAACUUUUGUCAUUUUAAUAAAUAGCCUUUUGUAGUAGUA